This is a messenger RNA of Chelonus insularis, 1327 nucleotides long. It is a transcript of the gene DNApol-alpha50, whose product is annotated as DNA primase small subunit. Gene Ontology annotation, cellular component: alpha DNA polymerase:primase complex. The record is from RefSeq and is a predicted model, not a curated record. NCBI's taxonomy places the organism in Eukaryota, Metazoa, Arthropoda, Insecta, Hymenoptera, Braconidae. Gene Ontology annotation, biological process: DNA replication, synthesis of primer. The transcript has 5 exons. The coding region runs from base 103 to 1311 and encodes 402 amino acids.
UAAACAACAUUGUCAACAAGUUUUUAGAUCUUAAUGUCUGUGUAUUUUCUAUCGUUUAUUUAUAUACAAAAUCAAAAUUAGUUGUAAUAACAAGAUAUAAAUAUGGAUAAUUUUACGGAUCUUUUAAAAAUAUAUUAUUCACGGUUAUUCCCUCUUGAUGAAUACUACAAGUGGCUGAGCUACGGUGAUGGUAACUCUUUUCAGUUAAGAGAAUUUUCAUUCACAUUAGAUGGAGAUGUUUAUGUACGUAAUCAACAUUUCCAAGAUAAAGAUGCUUUGAGCAGAGAAUUAUUAAAAAUGGUUCCUAUAAAAAUUGACAUCGGCGCGGUUUUUAACGUUGUCCCAAAUAGAUCCAUAAAAUCAAUGAAACUGGAAGCAAUGCAAAGAGAACUUGUAUUUGAUAUUGAUUUAACUGAUUAUGAUGAAGUUAGAACUUGCUGUUCUGGAGCUGAUAUAUGCAACAAAUGUUGGAAGUACAUGGUAGUAGCUUGUAAAAUACUUGAUGUUGGUUUACGAGAAGACUUUGGUUUUGAAAAUAUAUUAUGGGUUUUUUCUGGCCGACGUGGUGUUCAUUGUUGGGUCUGCGAUCUAGCAGCACGUUGUCUAGAUUCUGCACAGAGAAGUGCUAUCGGUGACUAUUUUCAGCUGAUAACUGGUGGUGCUUACACGAAAAAAAGAGUAAAUUUGUAUAAUAAAAUACAUCCAUCCGUGAAACGUGCUCUUGAAAUGAUUAAUCCAAUUUUUGUGCAACUCUGUGUUGAAGAACAAAAUAUGCUUGGAACUGAAGAAGCAAUGGAUAAUUUUUUAGAAUUAUUACCUGAUGAAGAAUCGAAGAAAGAUGUCAAACAGUUAUUUAGCAAAUAUACAACCAGUUUACAGAGGUGGGAUGCUUUCACAAGUUAUUUUAAUCAUCAAAUUCAGAAUAGUAAAAAAUGGCGACAAAAUCGGAAUUUCCUGGAUGAAGUAAUGAUACAAUACUGUUAUCCAAGACUUGAUAUUAAUGUAACAAAAGGUUUAAACCAUCUUUUAAAAUCACCAUUCUGUGUGCAUCCAAAAACAGGAAAAAUAUCUAUUCCAUUUAAUUCGAAAGCUGCUGAUAAAUUUGACCCAACUACUGUGCCAACAAUAAAUAAAGUUAUUGAAGAGAUUGAUGAUUAUGACAAAAAAGAUAAAGAUGAUAUGAAUGAUACAACAAAUUUAAAAAGAAUAAAAGAUUAUAAAAAAACAAGUUUAAAUAAAUCAUUGCAUGUGUUUCGCGAAUUUUUGCAUAAGCUAGAGACUACUAAGAAUGUUGAUAAUAUAACUUUUUGAUCUAUAAAUAAUAAGA